Molecule: messenger RNA, 1203 nt
Organism: Hyaloscypha bicolor E
Lineage: Eukaryota; Fungi; Ascomycota; Leotiomycetes; Helotiales; Hyaloscyphaceae
Product: alpha/beta hydrolase fold protein
Exons: 1
Coding region: 194-994 (266 amino acids)
Source: RefSeq, a predicted model, not a curated record
CGAACAUUAUAAAAUCGUUGCAGUUCUUUCUGUUCUGCUAUUUUCAAUCUUUGUCCAAAAAAUUUCAUUGACAAGUGGUCUUCUUCACCAUUUUCUCAGAUCUUGCUCUUUUCUUCAAUAGCGGAAUCUAUAUCUGAACUUGCCUGCAACACGCGCAAUCCAAUUCCAAUCAUUCUUGGAAAACAACACAAUCAUGCCAUCAGUCGCAACCCGCGCAGGAGAUGUCUCCUACUCCGUCAACGGCACCGGGUCUCCCAUCUUCCUCCUCCACGCAAACCUCCACUCAAGCCAGGAUUUCGCUAGCAUUAUCCCUGAACUGUCUCUCCACUACCAAACGUUCGCCAUCGACUUCCCCUGGCACGGGGCCUCCACUGGUACCUCCGAUAUCCAACCAACGGCUCCCCACUUGGCAGAUGCCCUUGAAGACCUUGUCAUAGCCCUGGAUCUUCCUCCCGCAGUCUUCAUCGGCAACUCAGUCGGCGGCUUCUCUGCCGCCCGGCUCGCUAUCACGCACCCUGAGAAAGUCAAAGGCCUAGUACUAAUCAACAAUGGGGGCUUCAUACCGUGGUCUUUUGCUUUGAAGGCAGUAGCGCGCCCGCUCAGUAUCCCAUGGAUUAACAGGCUCGUCAUGCCAUCCUUGGUGUGGAAAUACAUGCUCCCGCAAACCGACCUGGAUAAAUCUAUCGCUGAACAGGUAUCUGCCAGGGCCAAGACAAUUGAAGGCUCAAAAGUCGCGGCGGGUAUCUGGUCCAGUUUCCCAAGCCCGGAACAUGAUUUAAGAAGCCGAUCAGAAGAGUUGAAGGCACCCACGUUGUUGGUUUGGGGGAAGCGGGAUCCGGUCGCUCCGCUGAGUGCUGGGAUUGCUACACAGAAGUGUAUCAAGGGAUCGAGAUUGGAGGUAUUAGAUACAGGGCAUGUGGUAUUUGCUUCGAGACCGGAGGAGUUUCUUGAGCUGGUUGAGCCUUUUGUUAAGGAGUGCUUCAAGACUGGGUGAAAAUGACAAAUUGAAAGUAGGGGAUGAAUGGUAUCUUGGAAGGCUUUUAUUAUUUGGGUGUGGACGAUUUAAUAUUGGGAAUAUUAAUGCCUAUGAUGGACGGUAUGGUAUGACUUGUGUACAUUUUCCAUUUUCUGUUCGUUCUCUUAUGGCACUUUCUAAAGCCGAACAGGCACUUGGAAGGCGAAGAUUUAAACUCACCAGUUCCC